Messenger RNA from Protopterus annectens (West African lungfish), 3079 nucleotides. RefSeq names its product La ribonucleoprotein 6, translational regulator (gene LARP6). NCBI's taxonomy places the organism in Eukaryota, Metazoa, Chordata, Ceratodontiformes, Protopteridae. The transcript has 3 exons. Gene Ontology annotation, molecular function: mRNA binding. The coding region runs from base 45 to 2006 and encodes 653 amino acids. Gene Ontology annotation, cellular component: nucleus. The record is from RefSeq and is a predicted model, not a curated record. Gene Ontology annotation, biological process: RNA processing.
GGAAAAUGGGUACGUUCCUGUAAGCACGGUGCUUUCCAGUUACUAUGGCUGUGCUGGGCAGUGCUUUUAGCCGCUGGCUUGCCUUCCUGCUGCCUCUUUGUCUCCAGGAUCGAUUGUGGGUUGGUGGGCUGGGUGGGAGACCCCGCUCCAGUGUCAGUUCCCGUUACAAAAACGCAGUGUGCCGACAUGAUCAGGAAGUAAAUAGCCCUGCUGAGGACAUUUGCGUAGUGAGCAGCUCCUCCUCCAGCUGUCAUUCAGCAGCAGCACCCUGUUUGCGUGCAGAAGCGACACCGCCCCCGGCCACCCCGGGAUCCGCAUUCGCGAGGCUCUGGAAGGUCUGGCAGGCGUUCGAUUGCCACUUCGGGGCACCUUAUUUGCUCCAGACCUUGCAGAAGAGCCUGGCUUUGCUCGGUCCUUGUCCUCUAACCCAUAUGGCAGCGUUAGAAGGAAGCCCGGCUUUGCCAGCCGCUGCCAGUUGUGGAGAUUGGGUGGAUUUAGGGGACCAGCCGGUUAGUGUGUCGGUUGUUCUCGCUGGAUCGGGGGCGGACGUGAAUGGUGAUCAAGAAGAGACUGGAGGUUCAUUGGGAAGGGGCACACAGGUGCAGAUUAGAGUGGAUAUUCAGGCAGCCGAGGACGAAGAGACUGCACCGAGUAGCGAUAAUCUGAUGCUGGAGAAAGGAGGAAGCUGUAGUGAAGAUGAUGGCAGCAGGCAUGACAGACACAGUGGUGCUGGCACUAGCGGAGGAGAAAAUGAAGAUGAGUUAUACCAGACUUGGAUGCCACCUGAUCCAGAGCUUGUGGAGAAGCUGAUAGCCCAGAUUGAAUACUACCUGUCUGAUGAAAACUUGGAGAAAGAUGCUUUCCUUUUGAAGCAUGUCAGGAGAAACAAGAUGGGUUAUGUUAGUGUUAAACUCUUGACCUCUUUUAAGAAGGUGAAGCAUCUUACCAGAGACUGGAGAACCACAGCUUAUGCUUUGCGACAGUCCACUACUCUGGAGUUGAAUGAUGAGGGCAGAAAAGUUAGAAGGAAGACUCCAGUUCCAGUCUUUGCUAGUGAGAAUCUCCCUAGCAAGAUGUUGCUUGUAUAUGAUGUUUACUCUUGCCCAGCUCUACAGGCUGUAAACAAGGAUAUCGAAAAUGCAAACGCGCAAGAGAAGGUCAUGGAGCAUCUUUUAAGGGUUUUUGGAGUGUAUGGAGUCAUCUCCUCAGUUAGAAUACUAAAACCUGGCAAAGAUCUUCCUGCGGAUAUUAAGAGGCUUAGCAAUCGAUACUCGCAGCUUGGGACACUGGACUGUGCAAUAAUAGAAUUCGAGGAGGUGGAGUCUGCAAUAAAAGCUCAUGAAUCCAUGGGAACUGAAAAGGACAAUGAAAUGGACAUGAAGGUGAUUUUGAUCGGUAUGAAGCCUCCAAAGAAGAAGGCAUCAAAAGACAAAAAUCGGGAGGAGGAUGGAAACAAGAAUGCUCGCAAAAGCAAGUCUAUGAACAAGAGAGUUGAAGAACUGCAAUUUGGAGUUGAUGAAUCUCCAGUGUAUAGUUCUUCAGAGCCAGAUAGCAACCCAGCGUCACCAUCGCUUGACAGAAAAGUGAAAAAUAAUAAACUGAGUCCUGCUUCCUAUCAGAAUAAUCACCUUAGCCCCAAUGCUUCACCAAGAUCAAGUCCAUGGAACAGCCCAUCAGUGCAGCGUAAAAAUGCAAUGCAAAGAAGAUCUCCAUUGGCUGCAGACAGCAAGCUGACUCCUGGCAGUAACCCUGAUGCUUCCUGGAAGUGUCUGGACUACUCUUCAGAUAGCAGCAUCACUCCUUCUGGUAGCCCUUGGGUGCAAAGGAGGAAACAAGCCCAAACAGUGUCUCAAGAAAAUAGUCCAGCUGGUAGCCCAAUGCUUGGAAGAAAAAUACAGAAUGCUGAUGGGUUGCCCCCUGGGGUGCUGAGGUUACCCAAAGGUCCUGAUGGCACAAAAGGUUUCCAUAAUGGAAUUAACAGAGGCAGAUCUCUACAGAAUCUUUAAGUCUGUGUCCUUAAAACAUUAACUCUCUGCUUUUUAUGCCUGGCAAAAGACAAUGUUCAUUUGAAUCACUUAAAUAUAAAUUCAUGUAAAGCUCUUGAUAUGUAUAUUUGUAAAAGUAGCUGGAGCAGCAUUAUUUUUAUAUGUUUUAGUUGUGUACUUCAAAGACCUAUAUAAAAAGGUAUGGGCAUUUCCUUUUUUUCUGCCAGGCAUUUGAAGCUGGACAUUUUUUUUUAUUUUGUUUUCAUACAGUUUUCUGUAAGUGUAUUAUAUACUGAAUCUUAUUUUGUUAGCUCUGGCCUUGGAAUUAUGAAAAUGAUGCUGUUAUUUGGUGGUAGACUUGACAUGCGGUUAGGAGGAAAUAGAAUUCUGAAAACUGGACUUUUUGCGUUGCUUUACAUACCUGAAAAUCUUUAUACAUGAAAGGGACCAAACAAAGCAUGUCUUAAAGUAUUUGCAGUGGUAGAAAUAAAAAAAAAAAAAAAAAAAAUGCGACUCUCAUUUUGCUACAACAGUAAUGACUGUGGUAUUGGCUUUUCAGAAAAAUAUCCAAGAAAAUUAGUGUUGCAGAGUGAGGUUUGAAACUGAGGUUGCAAGCUUUAGUAUACCAAACUCUGUAGAGGGUUUUUGAUACUCUGCCAACUAGUCCAGAGCUUGACUGUGCUUGUUACAACACCUGGCAAGUAGUGUAAGAUUUAGUUUUCUGUACUUCAUGGCGCUCCUUGGUCUAGGUGCUUCCUUUGAAAGAGGUCUCGAUUACUGUGAUUACACUUCUCUUGGUGUACAGGAAAUUUGACCAAGUCAACAUAAGUGUGACUUGUGCAAUCUUUUAAAAAUAGAUGUACUUAAACAGGCAUAGUUUAUUACGGCAGCUGUUUGCCUUAGUUUAACAGCACGUGUACUGGAGGUGGGGAGUUAAGUUUGCUGAUCAGCAGUGCUGAGAUCGUGUUAUAGGUGGGUCUCCAUACCCAACAAAAUGUGAAGCUGUUGCACAUCUUACUUUACUGCAGCAGGGCAGUAUUCUUCAAGUUGACAACUGGAACAAAAAUUAAAAAUGUAAUUUGUGACCUUUGAAA